AUGGGCGAAUGGGAUCUUCUGGGCCGUCUGCUGGACAAAGUGCAGACGCACUCCACGCUCAUUGGAAAAGUCUGGCUCACGGUUCUCUUCGUCUUCCGCAUCCUGGUUUUGAGCACCGGCGCCGACAGGGUAUGGGGUGACGAGCAGUCGGACUUUGUGUGCAACACCCGGCAGCCGGGCUGCGAGAACGUCUGCUACGACGUCGCCUUCCCCAUCUCGCACGUCCGCUUUUGGGCCCUGCAGAUCAUCGCCGUGGCGACACCCAAGCUGCUCUACCUGGGAUACGUGCUACAUGUCAUACACGUCGAGAAAAAGUUGAAGGAACGCAUGCGCAAGCAGGCCGAGCUGGGCGACCAGGCCUUGUUGUUCCUCCAGCGCAGCUUCAAGAUGCCAAAGUAUAUCAAGAGCAGUGGAAAGGUAAAUAUUCGCGGACGCCUCCUGCGCGCCUACGUCCUCCACCUUGUGGCCAAGAUCGCCGUGGAGGUGCUAUUCAUAGUUGGUCAGUACUUCCUCUACGGCUUGACCCUGAACGCCGUCUACGUGUGCCCGCACUGGCCGUGUCCACACCAGGUGGACUGCUUCCUGUCUCGUCCCACCGAGAAGUCGCUCAUUAUCUGGUUCAUGUUGGGGGCGGCGGUCCUUUCGCUAGUCUUGUGCGUCGCCGAGCUGCUCUACCUGUGCGGCAAGGCGUUUAAAGAGUGUGUGGCUAGGCGGCGCGACUACACCGUCACGCCCGUUACGCCUGUUACGCCAGCGCCACCCGCCGGGCAGAGGAGGACAUACGUGCUGAAUGACGACAAUGUGAUGCAGAACGGCUUUAACGCCGAGCUGGAGAUAAAGGGACGCAAGUUCGGUGUUAGCGGAGCAAAUCAGCUGGCGGGAAAUAUGUUGCCGGGCAACGCUGGGGAAGUGCAUAUCUAG
This is a messenger RNA of Nerophis lumbriciformis (worm pipefish), 921 nucleotides long. NCBI's taxonomy places the organism in Eukaryota, Metazoa, Chordata, Actinopteri, Syngnathiformes, Syngnathidae. The record is from RefSeq and is a predicted model, not a curated record.